Molecule: messenger RNA, 438 nt
Organism: Helianthus annuus (common sunflower)
Lineage: Eukaryota; Viridiplantae; Streptophyta; Magnoliopsida; Asterales; Asteraceae
Exons: 1
Coding region: 1-438 (145 amino acids)
Source: RefSeq, a predicted model, not a curated record
AUGGAUCGGAUUUCAACUAAAGUCGCUCUUACAAAGAGGAAUAUUUUUACAGAAGAUAUCCGUUGUGUGCUGUGUGAGGAAGGGGAGGAAACGGUAGACCAUGUAUUUUCUGGAUGUGGUUUCUCAACCGGGGUGUGGGAUAUUGUAUCUAAAUGGUGUGGUAUUCCUAAUUAUUUCACUUUUAGCCUUAAAGAUGUCAUGGAGCUUCAUAACGUGCAAGGUAUAUCGACAACACACAAAGAGAUUGUUAGAGGGGUGAUUAUAGCGUCUUGUUGGAGGUUAUGGAAAGCUAGAAAUGAAUUCAUAUUUGAGAACAAAGUGCUUAAAGUUGUGGAGAUAGUGGCAGAUAUCAAGGCGCUAACAUAUUUAUGGUAUAGUAAUAGUAACAAUAGUGAAGGUUUGGACUCGGAGAAUCGGUAUAAAUUGUAUUUGAUGUAA